Molecule: messenger RNA, 576 nt
Organism: Aspergillus aculeatinus CBS 121060
Lineage: Eukaryota; Fungi; Ascomycota; Eurotiomycetes; Eurotiales; Aspergillaceae
Exons: 2
Coding region: 1-576 (191 amino acids)
Source: RefSeq, a predicted model, not a curated record
AUGCAGCCCUUCCAAGAGAAACGCGACAGGCUCAGCACCCUCAAGGGCCCGGAGUACUUCCAACUCCUAGCCGAGAUCCGCCAGGACGACAAAUGGUACAAGAAACUGCGGGAGGUAGUGGCCAGCAACCUGAGCGACCGCGACAGCGACAGCAAACUCGCCCGCAUCUGCACGGUCCCGGCGGAACGUCUCAGCCCUUUGAAGCACAUCCUCGACCCGGCGGUGCUAUCCAGCGUGGUCCCCUACGAGUACGGCGGCCGGGCCGUGGAUGUCGAGAUCGCGGGCUGGGCGGUCUUCGAGGCGACGGGGCUCGCCAUCUCGGGCCGCGUGUACGGGGUCCCCGGCGUCUGGGGCAUCGAUCAGGACUUCCUGUCCGACGGGCGCCGGUGCUGGAGCGUGAUGGUGUUCCAGGGCACCGAGCUGGACCUGGAGCAAUUCCCAGAAGUACUGCGCGACGCAGAUUGGUUUAUCAUCCCUACAGGGGCCGCUCAGCGCAAAGAGUUCUCCCGUUCCCCCAGCUCCGAGCCAAAAGCGCCGGGUCCCAGCAUCCCCAUCGACACCAGGAAAGAGCCCUAG